This is a messenger RNA of Penicillium arizonense, 1131 nucleotides long. RefSeq lists its product as uncharacterized. The transcript is spliced from 4 exons. The record is from RefSeq and is a predicted model, not a curated record. The coding region runs from base 1 to 1131 and encodes 376 amino acids. Lineage: Eukaryota; Fungi; Ascomycota; Eurotiomycetes; Eurotiales; Aspergillaceae.
AUGGCUCAGGGUCAGCAUGAGGUCGAUUUCUGCACUCUGGGGAUGUUCAUCCUAGAUGAUAUUGACUUUGGUGGCUCAAGACCUGGGGUCAAGAACAUUCUCGGCGGGGCGGCCUCAUUUGCAGUCGUGGGUGCUCGCUUGGUUUCAGGCUCAGAAUAUGCACAAUCCGUGAGCUGGAUUGUUGAUGUUGGCUCUGAUUUCCCUCCUGAGACCCUUGACGUGAUCAAAUCAUGGAAUACAGACUGUCUUUUCAGGGAGGAUUUCAGUCGAUUGACUACGAGGGCCUGGAAUGGAUAUCAUCCAAAUGAGAAACGAGACUUCAAAUACUUGACUCCCAAGUUGAGGCUCGAGCCUGAGAUGCUAUCGGAUACUCAAAUGUGGUCUAAGACAUUCCAUAUGCGGCGAGAAGAAUUGCACAAGGCAGGCAAAGCGCCGUCCACGUUGGAUGCCUCCAAGCGGCCCGUCUUUGUCUGGGAGCCCGUUCCUGACCUCUGCACCCCGGAGGAACAAGAGAAGUUCUUCUCUGCAAACCAAGCCGUGGAUGUCGUGAGCCCUAACCAUAUGGAAAUUGGUAUGAUGUUUGAUCAACCCGGUUGGACCGAGAACAGUGACGAAAGCCAAAAGCUGGUCCAAAAGAUUAUAGACUCCGGCAUUGGCCAUGAUGGAAAUGGUUUACUGGUUAUCAGGGCAGGAAAGGACGGUAGCUACGCUUACUCUAAGAUCAGUAAGAUCUGGCUCCCGGCAUAUCACCAACCUGAUGCUUCUGGCGCUACGUCUGUGCUUGACCCCACGGGUGCGGGCAACUCGUUCCUAGGUGCACUAGCUCAGGGUAUGGUGUCUACAGGCCGAGAGCCAUUCCAGGCUAUCGAUUCUGUUCUAUCGCACUCCGAGACCUGGAAAAAGGCCCUCAACUCUUGGGGUAACUUCCAACACCACCCUAUGGCACUUAUUUGCGCGACCGUUGCAGCAGGCUUUGUGGUGGAACAAAUUGGUGUGCCACAGAUCGAUGUUGAUGGAAACGGAAGGGAAUUGUGGAAUCAGUCUGAAUUCACGGAACGGGUCCGCCUGUACACGCAGCGAUUAUUGAAGACACUUGAGGAGUCUCCUCAGAAACACCUAUUGACCAAUUGA